This is a messenger RNA of Knipowitschia caucasica, 537 nucleotides long. The record is from the annotation of a GenBank genome assembly. Lineage: Eukaryota; Metazoa; Chordata; Actinopteri; Gobiiformes; Gobiidae.
AUGUAUAUGGAUGUACUGCAGAUUUACUCCGAAAACAUUGUCCUAUUGAAGACUCGGCGCAGAGGGAGCGAGGCCGACGUGGUGACACUUCAAAGGCCUCUGACUACAGCUGUCUGCGAGGUGUGUAACUCCCGCCUCCCCCCGCCCUCACCCGCCCUCACCCGCCCUCACCCGCCUCCCCCCGCCCUCACCCGCCUCCCCCCGCCCUCACCCGCCUCCCCCCGCCCUCACCCGCCUCCCCCCGCCCUCACCCGCCCUCACCCGCCUCCCCCCGCCCUCACCCCCGCCCCCCCCCUCACCCGCCUCCCCCCGCCCUCACCCGCCUCCCCCCGCCUCCCCCCGCCCUCACCCGCCUCCCCCCGCCCUCACCCGCCCUCACCCGCCUCCCCCCGCCCUCACCCGCCUCCCCCCGCCCUCACCCGCCUCCCCCCGCCCUCGCCCGCCUCCCCCCCCCUCCCCGCCUCCCCCCCGCCCCCCCGCCCUCACCCGCCUCCCCCCGCCCUCACCCCUCCUCCCCCCGCCCUCACGGUGACGUAG